Messenger RNA from Microcebus murinus (gray mouse lemur), 1119 nucleotides. The record is from RefSeq and is a predicted model, not a curated record. NCBI's taxonomy places the organism in Eukaryota, Metazoa, Chordata, Mammalia, Primates, Cheirogaleidae.
ACAGCAGGAAAAUCUUGAAGAACUUCUGAACAGACUUGAAGAACUUCAGAAAAAACUUGGAGAUCUUCAGAAACAAAUGGAUAGGAGGAAGGCACAAUUCAAGUCUGUCUGGAGGAAUGCACCAUUGUAUCCUGAUUGGAGAAAAGAAGAAUUCCAGUCUGCAAAUGUGACCUUGGAUGCAGCCACCGCCCAUCCUGCUCUCUUUCUGUCUGAAAAUGGGACACAAGUAACCUGGCAAGAAAGGGGUCAAGAUCUACCCAGCUCUUCACAGAGAUUUGACUCCCUUCCUUGUGUGCUAGGUCAGCUGAGAAUUACCUCGGGGAGAUUCUUCUGGGAGGUGGAGGUUGGGGCCACAGGUUCCUGGGACCUGGGAAUUUGUAGGGAUAAUGUAACAAGGAAGGGGAGGGUCACAAUGUCCCCACAGAAUGGAUUCUGGGCCAUCAGGCUCUAUGAGGGGGAGUACUGGGCCCUCACCUCCCCAGAAACUCAGCUUACCCUAAGAGCCCACCCUGACAGUGUGGGGAUAUUCCUGGAUUAUGAAGCUGCAGAUGUAUCAUUCUAUAACAUGACAGAUGGGUCCCACAUAUUCACCUUUCCCAAAAACACAUAUUGUGGUGCUCUGAGACCUCUUUUCAGGCUUUGGUCUGACCCAGGCCCCCUAACCAUUGUCCAAGUGAAGGAGAACACACUAACAUUGUAAUUCAUAUGUGUACCCCCUUCAAUGAAUAAUGAUGACUUUGGGCCCCAGUGACGAUUACAAUUCUCCCCAACCAGCCACAGAUUGAUUUUUUCUCCUUACUGGUUCGUUCUCAAGAGGAAGCUCUGAAACACAGGCUGCUGGUCACCCCUCAUAUCCAUCCUCCCUCUUUCCUUGCUUAUAGAUUUUUUUUACUUAUUAUUUCCUUAGCCAAUGCAGCUCAGCAUAAGGGUUAGAUUUCCUAGUUUCUCCUGUUACAUGUGAGUAAAUGCUGGUCUGUGCAUUCAUUAUAAGCUGAAUCCCUGUAUGACUUCUGGGAUGCUUCCUUAAAAGAUAUACCCUCCUUUUUAUUCUUUAAUUUUUCUGCUGGCUGCAAUGUGGCAUGAUGGAUGAAACUUGACAAACAUCUCUAACCAUGCAAU